Messenger RNA from Aspergillus homomorphus CBS 101889, 1415 nucleotides. Its product is annotated as FAD-dependent oxidoreductase. Gene Ontology annotation, molecular function: monooxygenase activity; FAD binding. The transcript is spliced from 2 exons. The record is from RefSeq and is a predicted model, not a curated record. NCBI's taxonomy places the organism in Eukaryota, Fungi, Ascomycota, Eurotiomycetes, Eurotiales, Aspergillaceae. Bases 1 to 1263 code for a protein of 420 amino acids.
AUGCCUUCUAUCAGUAAGGCAAUUAUCAUCGGCGCGGGCCCGGCUGGCCUUGCUGCUGCACUGCAACUGCAUCGAAAGAACAACAUUGAUAUUACAGUCUACGAGCUAAGGCACGAGCCCACUACCGUUGGUGGAGCCAUAGGGAUAUUUGCCAAUGGCUUGCGUCUACUGCAUCGCUUGGGUCUACAUGACGCUCUUCUUGCCCGCGGCUCUUCCGUCGGCAAGAUUCAUCUGCAAUCGCUACACCAGGGCAGUAUUGGUAGCACGGAUAUUUCAGCCUGGGCGGCUGAGAAAACUGGCUUCGGAUACUUACGCAUCCUCCGUCGAGAUCUGCAGGACGUAUUGUUCGACGCCAUCCACGAGGAGCAGAUCCUGGUUCAUUUCAGCAAAUGGUUGACCUCCAUCAAGGAGGAUAAGUCAAGCGUGACUGUAACCUUCUCCGACGGCUCGACUGACUCAGCUGACGUGGUGAUUGGAUGUGAUGGCAUACAUUCCAGCGUGAGACGGCUGCAUGUGGAUCCAUCUAUCAAGCCCGAAUAUUCUGGCAUCGCGGGAAGCAGCUCGAUCAUCUCGACGGCUGGGCUACCGGAUAUGCUCAAAACGGCAGCCAACGUCAUUCCCACAACCGCAGGGUUCAUGUCGACGUUUCCAUGCAGUGCGUCCGGGGACCAGCUCUACUGGAUGCUGUCUCGGGAGACGCCCAUCCCACACUCCGAGUCGGGCAACGAGCGGGACGGAUGGGAGGAGCGACGUCAACAAGAGAUGGAUAUGUUGAAAAACGCCAUCAGAGAAGUGUCCAAGUCAGCUCGAGGUGAAUGGCGAGAGAUCCUGACGAAGCUCCUGGAUCGCAUGGAAUUCAUCGGAUUCUACCCGGUCUUCCGACUGCCGCUGGACGGAAAAUGGUAUACCUCUCGGACCAUCCUGCUUGGAGAUGCAGCACAUGCAAUGCAGCCUCACGCAAGUCAAGGAGUCUCGAUGGCUAUGGAGGAUGUCUUUCUGCUCUCGCGGGUGCUGCAAAAGCAAGAAUGGGGCUUGGAGGAUGCGUUUGCUAGAUACGAAAGUAUUCGACGGCCGCGCAUCAACGAGAUUUAUCAACUGGCGGCCAAGAAUGGCCAGAGUCGCAAGGCCAUGGGCCCUUGGGCGUUGUGGGUGAGAGAAAACGUGAUGUGGGCUGGUUUGGGCCUGUAUCGUAUUCUGGGGUUAGAGUCGUGGGGCCUGGGCCAGACGCACCUCGUUUACGACAUUGACGAGGUGGAGCUAUGAGAGGGGGGGUUGACUUGUUGAGUAGUGUUGGUUUCCGGUAUCGCAUGGGUAUUAGCGGGUUGUGGCUUUCUCUGUACACCUCUUCUUAUUGGAGUUCGUUGAGGAGAGGGGUUGUAGAUGGGCCAGUGAUUUAAGCAUAUCGUAUAGGAGCC